GUCAGCACUUGCUCCGCUCCUCCCUCGCACUUAGUGGAGGGGAGGAAGAGAGGGAGAAAGUGACGUUAACGAUCACUCUAUGAGGCCUGCGCUUGCGCGGUCGCUCUCGCACACGUCUCCCUGCCUCGACUGAGUUCUCUUUCCCACCGGGAGGGGAGGGGAGGAUCGAAACGAUGACGUGUAGGGCCGCCUUUCCUUCUUCCUGUCUCUCCGCCUUCCCGCCAGCAGUGAGUGACUCUUAUCAGGGUUGAGCUGGGGAGCGUGCUCGUGCCCGCCCAGUAAAGCCACCCAGCUGGGCCGCUCAGCCACUCUCGGUCCCUCAGAGUGUCUUGGCUGCUGACGCGCGCGCUCGCAGUCUACCCAGGCAGCGGUUUGUGCGCGUGAGGCUGUCUAAUUCCGCCGGGCCCCGAAGACUCGUGGCGGCAGCAGCAGUGACGCCGCCAUUAUCACCCGCGCGCGGCAAGGAACCAUCUUCCUCUUCGCUUCACCCUUCCUCCCCCUCCCGCGGCGUUGUCUGGCCCCGCGCAGUAGCAGCUCCUCCUCCUUCUCCUCUUGCUGCUGUUGGAACAAAGGAAGGAAGCGGCGGCGGCUGCUGCAGCAGCAGCUCCGGGACUCCUUUCCCGCUACAGCCGGGAAAGCGGCGCCUUCCUCUUUCCUUCUUCGUUAUUCAACUUCACCCCCUUUCCCCCUGCAAGUAGAAGCCGAACGAGCAGUAUAGAGAUGGCUCAGGAGACCAACCAGACCCCAGGGCCCAUGCUGUGUAGCACAGGAUGUGGAUUUUAUGGGAAUCCUAGAACUAAUGGAAUGUGUUCAGUCUGCUAUAAAGAACAUCUUCAGCGACAACAGAACAGUGGACGAAUCAGCCCAAUGGGAUCAUCAAGUGGUUCCAACAGCCCUACCUCAGACUCUGCGUCUGUACAAAGAGCAGAAACUAGUUUAAACACCUGUGAAGGUGCUGCUGGCAGCACAUCUGACAAAUCAAGAAAUGUGCCUGUUGCCGCCUUGCCUGUAACACAGCAAAUGACAGAAAUGAGCAUUUCAAGAGAGGAAAAAGUAACUCCGAAAACAGAGACAACUGAGCCAGUUGUAACUCAACCCAGCCCUACAGUUGCUCAACCUAGUACAUCUCAGAAUGAAGAAAAAACACCUGAAAUGCCCAAACCAAAGAAGAACAGAUGUUUUAUGUGUAGAAAGAAGGUUGGCCUUACAGGGUUUGACUGCCGAUGUGGAAAUCUGUUUUGUGGACUUCAUCGUUAUUCUGACAAGCACAACUGCCCAUAUGAUUACAAAGCAGAAGCUGCAGCAAAAAUCAGGAAAGAGAAUCCAGUUGUUGUGGCUGAAAAAAUCCAGAGAAUAUAAACUAACCUACUUGGUGAAAAGACUGAUUUCCUUUCUUUUUAUUUUAAAAUAUCCUAGGAAGACAUUAAAGAGCAGAUGCAUGGCCAUUUUCCUUUGAUGUUCUCCCGAGUUUUACUUUAGUCUGUCUUAUUGAUUGAUAUUUUAGGAUGUUGUGGGUGUUACAGGCAGAAUUGGAUAGAUACAGCCCUUUAAGAUGUAUACAUGCCCUCCCCAAAAAUGAUUUGAGAGAGUAAGACCUGCACUGGAAAACUGACAUACACAGAGGACAGAGUUGGCUAGUUCACAUGUGCCAAACAGAUGCAUAAAAUCUGCAUGUUUGCAGCAGAUUUGCCUUUUGGGAAUGUAAUUGAGGUAUAUCAUCCUUGGAUAGUGCUACGUGCCUGUUUGAUUAAAUGUACACCAGGAAAAAUGAGUCUACUUUUACCAUAGUUAAACUUCGUCCUCUUUAAUUUUCCCAACUUGUAGUUUUGGAGCUGAGCUGCAGUUUAAGGUCACCUGCUAAACAAAAGCAAGAAACCUGAGCUGGAAGGGUGAAAUUCUUGGAACUGAUGAAAAUUGCUCAACUGUUAAACUGGUUUCCAAAGGAGAAAAUUUAAUUUCAGAACUUUAUGAACUAGCCUACAACAAAAACUUUGUCUGCUUUUUCUUGUGUGUAGCAAAGUUGUGUAUCGCAACACCAGAAGACUUUGUUUUAUAGUUUACAAACAAAAGGCUACAUAUUUUUUUUAUAAACUUAACUACAGCAGCUCUGUCAAGUAACAUGCAUCUGAUGAACCUAGGUUGCAAAUGUAUUCAAGCAUUUAAUUUUUCAUAUACAUUUUAUGUUGAAUGUGUUCUGGGUUCAAGAUAAUAGCUCUCUUAAUUUUUAUAGUUUUCAGAUAUAGUGAGAUUGCACCAUUUUGCAUGGAAAAAUCAUACCCAAUAUGGCUGCUGUAGACUAAGUGGUACCUGGAACCACUCUGAGGGCUGCUUUAUCAUUUUAAUAGUAUUUGGGUGUAGGACUGUAGUGUUCUUGGGUGUAUUGCAUGGGCUGCAUUAUCUACAGCAUUGUACAAUAACAACUCUAGAAAAGGCAGUAUACUUCACUGAUGCUUGUCUGGUAAUAUCACUUCUGUGUUAUAAUGGAAGGGUUUUUGUGAUGUAUGAAACUUGUGUUUUUUAUAUAAACAAAUACAGUUUAGACUAGUGUGGUGGUAAUGCCUGAUCUCAUCUGUAAAUAGUUGUGUAUACACAAGGCACUACUUCUGGCAUCGAUUGCAGUGUUCAGUCUUAGUUUCUUCAUUAAAAGCAUCAGGUUUUUGCUUUAAACUUUGUCCUUGGUUGAGUUAUUAGAUAUACAAAUGUGUACAGAUAGUUCAUAUUUAUGUACUGCACAUAAUCAUGCUACUCAGCAUCUAUGCGAUAUUGUAUUAUGUAAAUAAUAAAAUCAUGUACAGAGGGA
Molecule: messenger RNA, 2800 nt
Organism: Heteronotia binoei (common prickly gecko)
Lineage: Eukaryota; Metazoa; Chordata; Lepidosauria; Squamata; Gekkonidae
Gene: ZFAND5
Product: zinc finger AN1-type containing 5
Exons: 6
Coding region: 721-1359 (212 amino acids)
Molecular function (GO): zinc ion binding; DNA binding
Source: RefSeq, a predicted model, not a curated record